Messenger RNA from Oryzias latipes (Japanese medaka), 4749 nucleotides. RefSeq names its product alpha-2-macroglobulin-P. Gene Ontology annotation, molecular function: endopeptidase inhibitor activity. NCBI's taxonomy places the organism in Eukaryota, Metazoa, Chordata, Actinopteri, Beloniformes, Adrianichthyidae. Gene Ontology annotation, cellular component: extracellular region. The record is from RefSeq and is a predicted model, not a curated record.
GACUAUGAGGAUCAUUAUACCAGUCAUGGUUUGUCCACGGACUCGGUUGUGGAUAUGGACACUUUGUGUCUUGUGUGGGAUGUGUUUGGGUCAAGAGUUGACCGAACCGCAUUACAUGGUGGCCAUACCUGCUGUUCUUGAAGCUGGAACUGUGAAUAAGUUCUGUGCGAGUCUCCUGGAGCCAAAUGAAAUUCUUACUAUGAAGGUUGCUCUGAUGUACCAGCAAAAGAACACAACUCUUUUUGAAAAGACGUCCAACACAGAGUUUCAUGAGUGCAUUGAUUUUCAGACUCCUUUAGUGCUAAAUUCAGAAGUGCUGAUGUUUGAAGUGGUGGUACAAGGCAACACAUUUUACUCCAGAGAAGAGAGAAAAGUCAUGAUCAAAGUCUAUAAACCAGGAACAUUUGUUCAAACAGAUAAACCAAUAUAUCUCCCUGGACAGACAGUGCAUUUCAGAGUCGUCUCACUGGAUAAUAAACUACGGCCUGCCACCCAACAGUACCAUUCAAUUGACCUGAAGGAUCCUUUAGGCAACAAAAUUGGACAAUGGCAAAAUAAAACAUCUAAUAGUAAAAUUUUGCAGCUUUCUUACCCUUUGAGCCCAGAAGCUCGUGUGGGACGCUACAACAUCAUUAUAAAAAUUGGUGAAGAGGAAGUUGAUCUCGAUUUCAGGGUGGAAAAACAUGUUUGGCCCAAAUUUGACGUUGUAAUAAAUGUGGCUGAAGAAGUAAGUGUUGCAGAGGAAACUAUUGGUAUAGAAAUAUGUGCUAUGUACACAUAUGGACAGCCCGUACCAGGAUAUUUUUUUGUAAGGCUAUGCCGGCCCAUUCAUCGAGAUCUCAUAAGUGGCCUUUGUAACAUCCAGAAGAAAAGGGUAGAUAAAAAAGUCUGUGAGAGAUUUACUUUUGAGAUGUCACAUUUCAUCAAGGAUCAAAAGAAUUUAUUGGAUGACAUACAUAUUCAUGCAAUAGUUCAAGAAGAUGGUUCUGAUUUUAAACUCAGACAAGAGAAAAUAAUUAAACUUUCACAUGUUACUGAAAGGCUCUUCUUUCUUGACACUGCAGAGGUUUUUAUCCCUGGAUCCAACUUUGAAGGAAAAGUGAAAGCAGUUUAUUACAACAAUACACCGAUUGCUAACAUGCUAGUGCACCUUUCAGAUGACCAUUUAUGGUCUAUGGAUAGGCCACUCAAUCUCACAACAGACAGUAACGGUGUUGCCACAUUCACACUGAAAACAACAACCUAUAGAAGAGUAAUUCGGCUACGAAUAAGUAAGAACAUGGACCACCUACAGAGGAGGUCAUAUAGGACAGAAUCGCACAGGCUUUUUGAGUCACCUCCAGUCAGCUCUCUGGAUGUAAAAACUGACAGCAAACCUCUUCCCUGUGACUCGGAACAAGACAUUUCUGUCCACUACAGAUUAACGGGAGAACCAAAGGUUUCUGUGAAAAUCAUGUACUUGGUGUUGUCCAGAGGAGUAAUUGUUUCUCAAGGAAAUAAAAAAAUUCAAGUACAAGAUGAAUCAGAGAAUGUGGGUAAAAUAACAUUGAAACUCAGAAUUACCCCGGACUUGGCUCCAGAAUUCCAGCUGGUGGUUUAUGCUGUCCUCCCUAGCAAAGAUGUGAUUGCCAGCAGUGGGGGCUUCUCCACAGAAAAAUGUUUCUCCAAUAAGGUGUCGCUGACGUUUUCCCCGUCAUCAGCCGUCCCAGGAGAGCAGAUCAAACUCCAGCUCACUGCCCAGCCCAAUUCUCUAUGUGGUCUCAGUGCAGUCGAUCAGAGUGUGUUGAUAAAUGACCCUGGGAAGACCCUUAGUGCAGACAAGUUAUACCUUUUUCAGAUUUUUGAUUUAUUACCUGUAAAGAAAGCAUCUUCUGUUCCACAUGAAGUUGAGGGCUCUAUGGAAUGUUUGACUCUGAGACACAAGAGGUCCAGCACAUCAUCUUAUCAGAAACCUGAUGAGGCCUAUAGAGUGUUCCAGGGCGUAGGUUUGAAGAUUGCAACUAACUUGAUGAUUCGAUUCCACCAGUGCAUUGUGUAUAAGGGACAAAUUUACGAUCUAAAUUAUCGGUCACGAUAUACACACAAUUCAGUAUUUGAAUCUUAUCCUUCUAGCAAAUCUUCAUUUUCUCCCCCACCAACAGUCCGCUCCUUUUUUCCUGAGACCUGGAUAUGGGAUCUGGUUGAAGUUGGAGAGUCUGGAACAAAAGAUGUGUUCCUUACAGCUCCAGACACCAUCACCACCUGGGAAACGGAGACUUUCUGUUUGUCCAGUCAGGGUUUUGGGUUGGCUCCUCGUAAGAAGCUUACAGUCUUUCAGCCUUUCUUUCUGGAACUGACCCUGCCCUCCUCCAUCAUCCGGGGGGAAAGCUUUGAACUAAAGGCAACUGUCUUCAACUACCUGAACAGCUGCAUCAUGGUCAGCGUGACUCCAGGCGUCUCUUCAAGUUACGUGAUCACACCUGUCUCUACUGAGGAGUACACAUCCUGUCUGUGUGACAGUGAGCGAAAGAGCUUCCACUGGAACAUGAACCCCACAGCAUUAGGGGUUGUAAAUAUAACUGUAACUGCUGAGGCUAUACCAUCCCACACAAGGUGUGACAAUGAAAUUGUCAGCGUUCCAGAAAGGGGUCGCAUUGACAUAGUCACGAAAUCUUUGAUAGUAAAGGCUGAAGGAAUUGAGGUUAGAAAGGCUUACAAUUGGCUGUUCUGCCCAAAAGAAGAAACUGUGAUUGAGAAAACUGACCUAGAGCUUCCUGACAAUGUGAUUGAUGGGUCUGCUCGUGCCUCAGUAUCAGUCUCAGGAGAUGUCAUUGGUCGUGCACUAAGGAACAUAGAAGGACUGCUGAAGAUGCCAUAUGGAUGUGGAGAGCAAAAUAUGGCUCUUUUGGCCCCCAACAUCUAUAUCCUCCAUUAUCUUCAGAACACGCAUCAACUGACCCCGGCCAUCAAGGAGAAGGCUUUAAACUUUUUGACCAGUGGUUACCAAAGACAGCUGAACUACAAAGAUAAUCAAGGAGCAUACAGUACAUUUGGAACAGGACUAGGAAACACUUGGCUGACUGCUUUUGUUGUGAAGUCUUUUUUUAAAGCCAAAUCAUUCAUCUACAUCGACCCAAGUGUGGUUCAAAGAUCUACAUCGUGGUUGAAAUCCAAACAAAAAGAAAACGGCUGUUUUGAGAAGUCUGGCAAACUCUUUAGUAACAGAAUGAAGGGUGGGGUGUCAGAUGAAGUGACUCUCAGUGCUUACAUCACGGCUGCUUUCUUAGAGAUGAAUCCAUCCACUAAUGUGACAACGGGACAGCCUCCACCGCCAUCAGGAGCUCUGGAAAAACUAUCCUCAAACAGACGGGACACUAUUGGCCUGAACCCAGUGGUAACUAGGAGCCUCUCUUGCCUAAAAGGAUCCAUUAAUGAUCUCAGCAACACCUACACCACAGCUCUGCUAGCAUAUGUCUUCACACUGGCAGGAGACAUGGAGACUCGUGCUCACCUUCUGCAGCACCUUGACAGGGUGGCAGUAAAAAAAGGAAAUGUCAUCUACUGGACUCAGACUGCAGCUGAAACAUCUGACUCUCUGUCAGUGGAAAUCAGCUCUUAUGUCCUGAUGUCUUUACUCAGUACCUCCCACACUGCUGAAGACCUGGGAUAUGCUUCAAGUAUUGUUAGGUGGAUGAUCAGGCAACAGAACUAUUAUGGGGGUUUUUCUUCUACCCAGGACACAGUAGCGGCCCUUCAAGCUCUGGCUCUUUAUGCUACAGUCGUAUUCAGCCCAGAGGGUUCCAGUACCGUUACAGUCCAGUCCUCUAGUGUCCAACUGGAGUUUGAUGUGAAACCAGACAACAAACUGCUUUACCAGGAGAAGGUGAUGAAUGAUGCGACUGGAAAGUAUACCCUACAAGUGAAAGGGACUGCAUGCUCCUCAAUCCAGAUUUCUCAACACUACAACAUCCCUCCUCGUCCAAACAUCACAACUUUGAGUGUGGAAGUUGAAGCACAAACCAACUGUUCGGACAUAUCCAGACAAAAGCUAACUUUGCAUCUUAAGUCUCUAUACAGUGGAAAUGAAAUGAGUUCCAACAUGAUCAUCCUGGACAUCAAAGUGCUCACUGGAUUUGUUCCAGUAAAGGACUCUUUGGAGAAUCUGAAAAAUGCCUUGCUGGUAGAUCGUGUGGAACAGAAGGAGGAUCACAUUGUUAUUUACCUGAGGGAGUUAAAACAGGGAGAAGCCAUUACUCAUUACUUGAAGCUUGUACAGCAGCUGCCAGUACAGAACUUGAAACCUGCCUUGGUCAAAAUCUAUGACUACUACCAGCCAAGUGACCAGGCUGAGACUCAAUACAUCUCCCACUGUGCUUAAAGAAUCAGUGUGUAAAGGAGCUGAGAAGACUUAUCCAGUGGUUUUGUGUUCUUUACACUCAGUGAUCAGUUUUUAAAUAAAAUGUAUAGCAAAAGCUGAGAAUUCUGGAUUUGUCUGGUAUAUGUAAAACAUAAGGUUUUUACACUUAAUUUGUAGGAUAUUUGAUACACUUCGUUGUUUAAUUUAACUAUGAAAUAACAUUGUCUGUGCAAUAAUCAAAAACAGCAAUGCAGUUGAAAUACUGAAAUUGUACUUCUAUUUGAGUGAAAAACAAAAGAGGGCAACAACAUAAAUAUACAUUUUGAAAGACUAUUAAGUAACUGAAUUGAGAGAAAAAAUUCAUUCAUGUACACAAUCACAAACAAUAAAGUAAAGCCAUUGUGCAAAUCUGA